GCUUCCUUAAGCCAGACUUAAUAUUGAUAGAAUGAAAAAGUUUAAGAGGAGACUUUCCUUAACCUUGCGGGGAAGCCAGACUAUUGAUGAAUCGCUGUCUGAGCUAGCAGAACAAAUGACAAUUGAAGAGAACAGCAGCAAAGAUAAUGAGCCCAUUGUGAAGAAUGGCAGGCCUCCAACGUCUCACAGUAUGCACUCAUUUCUCCACCAAUACACAGGAUCUUUCAAGAAGCCCCCUUUACGGAGACCGCAUAGCGUCAUAGGGGGCAGCCUCGGCUCUUUCAUGGCAAUGCCUAGAAAUGGGAGCAGAUUAGAUAUUGUGCAUGAAAAUUUAAAAAUGGGGUCAGAUGGUGAAAGUGACCAAGCUUCUGGAACAUCAUCUGAUGAAGUUCAGUCUCCCACAGGUGUUUGUCUCAGAAACCGGAUACACAGGCGAAUCUCUAUGGAGGAUCUGAACAAGCGUUUGUCACUGCCUGCUGACAUCAGGAUACCUGAUGGCUAUCUUGAAAAGUUGCAGAUUAACAGCCCCCCGUUUGAUCAACCAAUGAGUCGACGCUCUCGUAGAGCAUCGCUAUCAGAAAUUGGAUUUGGAAAAAUGGAAACCUAUAUCAAGUUAGAAAAGCUUGGAGAGGGUACUUAUGCAACUGUUUAUAAGGGGAGAAGUAAGUUGACAGAGAACCUGGUAGCGCUGAAAGAAAUUCGGCUGGAACAUGAAGAGGGAGCACCAUGCACAGCCAUAAGAGAAGUGUCAUUAUUGAAAGAUCUGAAACAUGCAAAUAUUGUUACAUUGCAUGAUAUUGUUCACACGGACAAGUCUUUGACUCUUGUUUUUGAAUAUCUGGACAAGGACCUGAAGCAGUACAUGGAUGACUGUGGUAACAUCAUGAGCAUGCACAAUGUGAAGCUAUUUUUAUACCAGAUUCUUCGUGGCUUGGCGUACUGUCAUAGGAGAAAGGUGUUACAUCGAGAUCUGAAGCCACAAAAUCUACUAAUUAAUGAGAAAGGAGAAUUGAAGCUAGCAGACUUUGGGUUGGCUAGGGCGAAGUCUGUUCCUACAAAGACGUAUUCCAAUGAAGUUGUCACAUUAUGGUACAGACCACCUGAUGUUCUCCUGGGAUCUUCAGAGUAUUCAACUCAAAUUGACAUGUGGGGUGUUGGAUGCAUAUUUUUUGAAAUGGCAUCGGGAAGGCCUCUCUUUCCUGGUUCGACUGUUGAAGAUGAACUGCACUUAAUUUUCAGACUUCUGGGAACCCCAUGUCAAGAAACAUGGCCAGGCAUUUCUUCCAGUGAUGAGUUUAGAAACUACAACUUUCCUAAAUAUAAACCACAACCCCUAAUCAACCAUGCACCAAGGCUAGACACAGAAGGAAUUGAAUUGAUAGCGAAGUUUCUUCAAUAUGAAUCAAAGAAGAGAAUUUCAGCAGAAGAGGCCAUGAAACAUGCAUACUUCAGAAGUCUUGGAACAAGGAUACACACUUUGCCUGAAAGUGUUUCAAUAUUCAGUCUAAAAGAGAUUCAGUUGCAAAAAGACCCUGGCUUUCGAAAUUCCACUUACCCAGAGACAGGACAUGGGAAGAACAGAAGGCAGAGCAUGCUUUUUUAAAGCGGGCGAUGCAGAGUCAAGCCCAAGCCUAUCCUAUCAGCCAAGGACUCGGAUCCGAAGGCAGUUCUCUCUUUUGGUGGACUUGGAAUCGCAGUUUGUCUACACUGUCCUCUUCACAGUGGAGUCUUUUUAUUUCCAACCUGCAGAUUAUGUUUUUAUAUUUGUUGUCACAGUGUGACAAUUUUUUGUACAGUUGGUUUUAAGGUCUCCUCUGCCACUAGAGCCAGUAGGUUACAGCUGUUGAUGUAACUGUAGCUGCAAUUUUUGUGCAGGACUGAGAAACACAGUGCAUUAUUUAUUGCGGAAUCAUUGCUGCUAAAUAACUACUGUCUGUAUAGUUAACACAACAGUUCCAUGCCUGAAGAAGUUGCAAUGGCUUUAUAAUAUGUGAAUGCAUCUGUUUCUCUUCAUAAAAUGUUCUACUGCUGCGGGUUUUUUUGUAUUUCUUAAACUGCAGUGUUUCCUGGAAUGUAAACAUAGCUUUGCUUGGCUAUAGGUGAACCAUCUUUUAACGCUCUAAGUUCAUGGCACUUAAUUCUUAUUUAACAUUGGAAAUAUGUGUUAAAAUAGUUGAAAAAUUAUAAAGCAUAUUAUGUUUUUGAAAAGCACAUGGUGUGAAAGUUGAUUCAAACAAGUGAACAGUUAACUAUUAUUUGCUCUCAGAUCCUCUACUAGUUACUGAUAAGUCAGAGCAUGGAGACUGGAUGAUAAAUUGUGUCAGGGUUACUCCAGCAUACAAUAUUUGCACGUUAUUGUGCAUAUGGGGCCUGCAGAAGCAAUGACUUUUUGUACAUUUUUUUUUUAACUUAGUUAGAAAUACAGACAGCAAAAAGAUGAGUCAUAUACAUUGUACCCUGUUUUACUUAUGAAAUGUAGAAUUCUUUUCAUUGCAGAAGAACAAGAUAACUAAUGACGAGAGUAUGGGAAUAAGGUCACUUUUUCCCAUCUUGUUGCUGUCCCAUUUCUACAUUAUUCACUUGAAAUCAACUGGAAAGAUGCGAGUUUGUACUUGAUAAGAACUCACUAUGCUACAGAAUUUUUUAAAUGGGAACUUAGAGAGUUUUUCAGAUCUUAGAUGUUAUCUGUUUACCAGAGAUAGUAAACAUGUUACUACUAUGCUUAUGCAUCUCAGUGAGUAUCAUAAGUACACCCUUGGUGAUGGUUACAGUAUUUUUAAGCAUUUGUGUUCACCUUUAUGAACUUAUUUGUUUAGUGCAUCUUAAAGAGACUGUAAAUCUUUAUUGGUAUAUUUUGAAAUGGUCAUGUAAAUCUUUGGCUGGUAUAUCAUGAAAAUAGUCAUAGGUAACUUAAUUUUUUCCUGACAUUCACUGUAAAACAUUCAGGGGUCCUACCAUUUCUGUUCAGGAAAUCUUGUAGUUUAUUGUUAUUUAACAGUAUUAAGUGAAUUUUUGUAUAUUUCAUUUUAACUUUAUUUGUGAAUAGUGAUUGUGGCAUGUUUGGGGGUGUUUUAUUAAUAUUUCAUUGAUACUGGUAAAUUUGAAUUGGGACUUUUUUAUUUUCUGGAAGAGAGAAAUUCAUGUGUAAUGGUGACUAUUGGACCACUACUGCUUUUCAGCAUUUGUAAACCGGUUUUACGUUAAAUCUUGUAGACCUAACAAACUGCUGUUAUUUCUAACUGACCGACCUGUAUUAAUAUUGUACUUUUGAAAGUAUAAAUAUUAUGUGGAAUUCCUUGGUUUCGUUUUGAAGUUUAUAAUAACAAAGGCCUUGUGUUGUUAAAAAUACAGACUUAGUGACCUUGCAGUUCUUGGGGCAUUGUUGGUUCCUUUUAGCAAGUUCUGUGUAUUUGGAGAGUCAUCAGUUUUAAACUUAGCAGCUUCUUAAUUCACGCAACAUAGAAGUAGUGGCAGUAAAAGCAGUAUGACUCACCUGCAACUGAGGCCAUUUGGGAUCUCACCAUAAACAUGGCCUAUAGUCUACUUUUUAGUAAUCAAGUCCUGCAUGUCACAUGGCAUCAGAAGUUUUCUGUAGGUCUAGAAGCAUAAUACGCAUCUCAGAUACUUGCGUGGAUCUCCUGCUGAUACUGGUAGGAGUGUUAUCUCUGUGUCAGAGGCAGGUUUGGUACUGAAGAAGAACCUUUGUCCUGAAAUAGUUGUUAUAUUUUUGUAUAGUUGAUAUGGAUUUGAUCUAGAUUUUAUACUGAUUAACUUUGUAGGAAAUACAUUGUAGAUGUGUUAGUGUUGAAAAAGCAAGUAUCAGAGAAACGUCUGCUUUUUUAUAGAAGUAGUGAAGAUGCAGAGUACAUGUUCACUGUGGAUAAAUGUGGGAUUUAGCAUUUCUAGAACAGUAACGUUUCACUGGUGAUAAAAGAACAGGGAAUAAUGCGAUAUUAAUGAGUAAAGGUUUAACUGGUAAAAUGGAGCACAGUAACAAAUUUAGAUGGGGAUCAGCUGCAGCUAACAAAAGGAGUUUUCCAUUUUAAGUAGGAAUUCAGCUUUUUUGUUACAGAUGGAAAGAUAUUCCAUAAAAUUGUAGCAAUCACUCCGAAUAUAAAGUGAUUUUUCUGAGAACCUGCAAGUGAAUCGGUUUACUUCAUUAGGAAAUGACUUUACAGAAUGCAUUUUUCAAGAAACUUGGCAUUUGUGGUCCGGUCAGUUUUAUUUUUCAUUUUUUUAUUGGUCCAUAAUUGAAAUUCCUGCAACAGCAGAGACAGUUCUGUGGCAGCUGCCUGUUUGGGGCAGUGGUCAAGAGGUCUGAAGUCACUGGGCGUUUCUCUGACAUCAUUUUCGUGCAAUUCAGCAGCCCUUUCUCCUGUCUGGACAGCAGCAGACACCACAAGACUUGGUUUCACUGUCACUGAGAACUGUAGGGAGUGUUGGAGAAGACGCCAACCAUAACGUAUGUCUGGCUGGAAACCAACCACUAAAGAUGGAUGACUUGUGAGGUUUGGUAUGAUAGCCUCUGCUUAAAGAUGAGCGAUCAGUUAGUGAGCAAUGGCCUGCAAUUUGUUGCUUAUUCUAAAUAACGAUCUUCAGAAGAUACCUAUUGUAUCCCAUCUACCCAGCAGCAGGAAGGCCAAAGGGGUGUGUAUAGAUGCCUGUAGGAAAAGGUGGGGUUGAAGACAGGAAAGAAGCACGUGGUGAUGAGGUUGUGCGCACACGCAGGCGAAGGCUGAAGUGGAGAGCGGGUGGGUGGACAGGGAUUCACGGGGCAGGGAAGAGUGGGAGAUUGCAGAGGACAGAUGAGCUGCUCAGCAAUGCUCGAGUGAAACAUGCAUCUCAACACGGCUGUGUUAUUUUGUGCUGCUCUACCACAGCAUUAAGUAGCCAAAGUGUAUCCCUGAAUUGGGCAAUAAAAGUUAAAAUAAACAGUAAUUAAAGGAUUGA
Messenger RNA from Struthio camelus australis, 4950 nucleotides. The record is from RefSeq and is a predicted model, not a curated record. NCBI's taxonomy places the organism in Eukaryota, Metazoa, Chordata, Aves, Struthioniformes, Struthionidae.